Molecule: messenger RNA, 747 nt
Organism: Vigna unguiculata (cowpea)
Lineage: Eukaryota; Viridiplantae; Streptophyta; Magnoliopsida; Fabales; Fabaceae
Source: RefSeq, a predicted model, not a curated record
AUGCGAGCAAAUGAGGCAUUAUAUGAGGCAAUGUCCCAACAAGAACGACCCAAGGCAUUAACUGAACGACCCAGAGCUGCAGGGAGGGUUUUUGCGUUGACCAGUACUGAGGCUGCUCAGUCAAGUAACCUCAUAUUUGACAGAUGCUUGCUAUUUAAUCAUAGUGUAUUGGUGUUGUUUGACUCAAGGGCUACACACUCAUUCGUCUCCGAGGAAUGUGUGCGUAGACUUGGACUUGUCGUCCGUGACUUGGGGUGCAAACUGACAAUCUCGACACCUACAUCUGGGCAAGUAUCGACCAACUCAGUUUGCGCUCAAUGUUCUAUAGAGGUGGCAGGACGUAGGUUCAAGGUGAACCUCAAUUGCUUGUCAUUGAAGGGGUUGGAUGUGACACUCGGAAUGGACUGGUUGUCAAGCAGUCACGUUAUGAUUGAUUGUAGACGACGCAAUUUAGUGUUUCCUGAAGCUGAGGGGCUGUCAAUGAUCUCUACACGUGAGGCUAUGCAAGAAGAGGCCGAGGGAGCCUCGUGUUAUAUGUUAAUAGUGCAGCCAGAGAAAAAGAGUACAAUUGAUGUGAUCAGGAGCAUACCGGUAGUAGAUGAUUACGCUGAUGUGUUUCCCGAUGAAGUGCUUGGAUUACCACCCAGUAGGGACGUCGACUUCACUAUUGAUCUUGUGCCUGGAGCUGGGCCUGUGUCGAUGGCUCCAUAUAGAAUGGCACCGACCGAGUUGGCUGAGUUGAAGUAG